This is a messenger RNA of Tarenaya hassleriana, 7171 nucleotides long. Its product is annotated as BEACH domain-containing protein B. The coding region runs from base 5 to 6769 and encodes 2254 amino acids. The record is from RefSeq and is a predicted model, not a curated record. The transcript is spliced from 25 exons. Gene Ontology annotation, molecular function: protein binding. NCBI's taxonomy places the organism in Eukaryota, Viridiplantae, Streptophyta, Magnoliopsida, Brassicales, Cleomaceae.
AGGAAUGCUAAACUUCCUUCUAGAUUGGUUUUCAGGGGAAGUUGAUGAUAAUGUCAUCUUGAAAAUAGCACAACUAAUCCAGACAAUUGGAGGACACAGUAUAUCCGGAAAGGAUAUUCGAAAGAUCUUUGCCCUUCUUCGAAGUGAGAGAGUGGGGAAUAGACAAAGAUACCGCUCUCUGUUAUUGGCGUGCUUACUGUCAAUGCUAAAUGAAAAGGGGCCAACUGCUUUUUUUGAUAUGAAUGGGAUUGAUUCUGGUAUUGUAAUCAGAACACCUGUUCAUUGGCCUGUGAAUAAGGGGUUUUCCUUUUGCUGUUGGCUUAGGGUAGAAAGCUUCCGUGGAGGUGGGAAGAUGGGUAUCUUUAGUUUUCUGUCAAAAAAUGGAAAGGGAUGCUUUGCUGCGAUUGGGAGGGAUGGUUUGUCUUAUGUUUCACUGAAUCUGAAACGGCAAUGUGUAGAUGUGCAUGCCAAUUUGGUCAGUAGAAAAUGGCAUUUUGUUUGUGUUUCUCAUAGUAUUGGAAGAGCUUUUUGGGGUGGUAGCCUCCUGAGGUGUUACGUUGAUGGUGAUCUUGUAUCGUCUGAAAGAUGCAGCUAUCCGAAAGUUAAUGAUGUUCUUACUAGCUGCUUGAUUGGUACAAGACUUGCACUUCCACAUAUCCAAGAUAACGAUGGUCUUGAAUUCAUUCGAGAUUCACUUCCAUUUUUUGGUCAGAUUGGUCCCAUUUACUUGUUUAAUGAUGCCUUGUCUUCCGAGCAAGUCCAGGUCAUAUUUUCACUGGGACCAAGUUAUAUGUAUGCUUUCAUGGAGAAUGAGAUGAAUGGCCCCUUUUCUGAUAAUCAGCGCCCUAGUGGAGUUCUUGAUGGGCUUGCAUCCAAGGUUUCCUUUGGACUUAAUGCGCAGGCGAGUGAUGGUAGGAAACUGUUCAACGUGUCACGGAUGUUGGAUCAUUUACAAGAUAGGAACAUGUUUGAGGCAAGUAUUAUGGUUGGUACACAGUUAUGCUUGCGGCGCUUGCUCCAGCAGAUUAUUUACUGUGUUGGAGGGAUAUCUGUGUUCUUUCCGUUGAUUACUCAAUCUGAUAUAUGUGAAAGUGAGGCUGAUGGACAUGUAGAGCACAUUUCAGUUAUGCAUGCUACAAAAGAGCGUAUGACUGCUGAAGUAAUUGAACUUAUCGCUUCUGUCUUGGAUGACAAUCCAGCAAAUCAGCAACAGAUGCAUUUCCUAUCUGGAUUCUCCAUCCUAGGCUUCUUGUUACAGUCUAUUCAACCAAAGCAACUGAAUUUCGAAACUCUUUCAUCCCUUAAGCACCUAUUCAAUGUUAUCUCAAGCUGCGGGUUUGCGGAGCUGCUUGUGGAAGAUGCUAUAUCUAGUAUUUUCCUCAAUCCCCACAUCUGGUUAUAUGCAUCCUAUAACGUUCAACGUGAGCUCUACAUGUUUCUCAUCCAACAACUUGAUAAUGAUCCACGACUUCUGAGAAGUCUUUGUCGACUCCCAAGAGUUAUUUACAUGAUAUGUAACUUCUAUUGGGAUGUUGAAAAACACGGUUCUGCAAAAGGAAUCAAGCCUCUACAGCAUCCAACAACAAGAAAAACUCUUGCAGAAAGACCAAGUCGAGAAGAAAUACAUAAAAUUCGUCUUCUUUUGCUGAGCAUAGGUGAAAUGAGUCUGAGACAGGAUAUUAUAGCAGCAGAUGUAAAAGCUUUGAUGGCAUUUUUCGAGACAUGUCAGGAUGUAGCAUGCGUUGAAGAUGUUCUUCACAUGGUUAUCCGUUCCAUCUCCCAAACAUCAAUCCUUGCUUCUUUUCUUGAACAAGUCAAUCUGAUCUGUGGAUGUCACAUAUUUGUCAAUCUUCUCCAGAGGGAUUAUGAGCCUGUCAGAUUGCUUGGGUUGCAGUUCCUUGGAAAACUUCUUUAUGGUGUACAUUCAGAGAAGAAAGGUCCUAGGUUUUUUGGUCUAGCUGUGGGGCGGUCCAAAUCUUUGUCAGAGAGCCAAAAGAAAUUUGUGGCUAGAACACAGCCAAUUUUCUUCGCCAUGUCUGAUAGAUUGUUUCAAUUUGCUCAGACAGAUAAUUUGCGUGCAACCUUGUUUGACGUUCUUCUUGGUGGUGCUAGCCCGAAACAGGUUUUGCAGAAAAAUAACCAGAUCGAGAAGCAGAAAAGCAAAGGAAGCAACUCACACUUUUUUCUUCCACAAAUUUUGAUUCUUAUUUUCAAAUUCUUGUCUGGCUGCAAGGAUGGGUCAGCAAGAAUGAAAAUAAUCAGUGACAUACUUGAUCUUCUUGAUUCUCACCCAAUGAAUAUUGAAGCUUUAAUGGAAUAUGGCUGGAAUGCAUGGUUAUCAGCUUCAGUGGAACUUGAUGUGAUUAAAGACUAUAAAUCCGAGUCACAAAAUCAUGAUGACAUGGCAAUAAAUGAACAACAUUUUGUCAGGAGUCUUUUCUGUGUUGUUCUAUGUCACUAUAUUUUAUCGGUGAAGGGAGGGUGGCAGCAGUUGGAGGAAACUGUGAAUUUUAUACUUUUGCAGAGUGAGCAAAAUGGUGCCUCGUACCGGUCUUUUCUUCGUGAUAUCUAUGAGGACUUGAUUCAACGUUUGGUAGAAUUAUCAUCUGAAGAUAGUAUUUUGAUUUCACAACCUUGCCGGGACAAUGUGCUGUAUUUCCUGCGGCUGGUCGAUGAGAUGCUUGUCAGUGAAAUUGGCAAUAAGCUCCCGUUUACAGCAAGUGAAUUUCCUGGUGAUCUGUUAGAGUCAGAAAGCCGUGAGGUCCCCAGUUCAGCUUUGGAUAAAGGUUCCCAACAAUUACUGACAGAAGAAACCUCUAGGUCUGGUGAUGCUGUCGUUCUCAUAUUUGUUCACAGAAACACAGAAAAUCUGCAGUCUUGUACCCCAAGAAAUGAUGAACACAUCAACAAUGAAAGCUGGUGGAAUUUGUAUGACAAUUUGUGGAGAGUAAUUUGUGACCUGAAUGGAAAGGGUCCAGGAAAGAUCACACCCAAAUCUUCAGCGUCUUCUCCCUCUAUUGGUCAGAGAGCAAGAGGAUUAGUAGAAUCCCUUAAUGGUCCUGCUGCUGAAAUGGCUGCAGUUGUUGUGUCUGGAGGAAUUGGCAGUGCACUGACUGGAAAAGUUAACAAAAGCGUUGACAAAGCUAUGCUUCUAAGGGGAGAAAAGUGCACACGUAUUGUAUUUAGGCUAGUAAUUCUUUACCUGUGCUUGUCUUCCCUGGAAAAAGCUUCUAGAUGCGUCCAGCAGGUCAUCUCACUCUUGCCUUCCUUUCUAGCUGCUGAUGAUGAGCAAACCAAGAGUAAAUUGCAUCUCUUUAUCGGGUGUUUACUUUACAUGAGAUCCCGGUAUGGAAUGUUAGAUGAUGGUGCACGUUUUCAUGUCAUAUCACAACUGAUACGUGAAACUGUCAGUCUUGGAAAGUCCAUCCUGGUGACAAGUGGUGUUGGCAGGGAUGACCACUCUGAAUCUGGUGGCAUCUUUAGAGAAACGGGCUCUAUCCAUAAUCUCAUCCAGAAAGACCGAGUACUUGCUGCGGUCUCUGAUGAAACAAUGCACAUGAAGACAGUGCUUUCUGAUCGUACUAGGCAAGUUGAAGGUCUUGGUGACAGGAUAAAUGAAACAUUGUCUUUAGAAUCCUGCAACAAAAAAGCUUUCGAUGAUGACUUACAAAGCGUCCUAACUUCUGUUCUUGCAUGGGAUGAAAAUAGAAAAGUUGCAUUGCAACUGAGCCAUGAAGAGCAACAGCAAAAUGUUGCUGGGAAAUGGAUUCACAUGUUGCGAUCUCUGAUGGAUGAGAGAGGUCCUUGGUCUGCAACUCCUUUUCCAAAUAACAUUCUAAGGCACUGGAAACUUGAUAGGACGGAAGAUUCUUGGAGACGUAGACCAAAGUUGAGACGCAAUUAUCAUUUUGAUGAAAAGCUGUGUUAUCCACCUUCUGCUGGCACUGCAACUGAGAAUGAGAAUUCGAGCAUUGUAAAUGAUAGGUCAAGUGUGAUACAAUUACCUGAACAAAUGAAGAGAUUUUUGCUGAAAGGCAUCCACAGAAUAAUGGAUGAGGGUGGUUCAGAAUCCUGUGAGAAUGAUAGCAAUCAAAGUGAGCCAAGUUUCUCAGACAGUCCUGCGGAUAUCCCGAUCUCUGAGGUCAUGAGAAGCGGAAGUGGCCUCAAGGAUGUCAUCCAAGAAAAAUCAGACUCUUCAUCUGUAGAAAUGGAACCCAGUGAGGUUUUAGUAUCAGUUCCUUGUGUCCUUAUAACUCCUAAGCGGAAACUAGCUGGUCGCUUGGCAGUUAUGAAGAAUGUCUUGCAUUUCUCUGGGGAGUUUUUGGUGGAAGGGACUGGUGGAUCGGCCGUAUUCAAGAAAUUUAGUACUUCAAAGGACUGUGAUCCAACAAAGCCUGACAGUAAACAGAACUUUGUUAAAUGGUCUUCAAACUAUGAUACUGAGAAUAGGACACUUGGGGACAACAUGGAAUCAGAAAGCAACCAUCAGAAAACAUUAAUGAAGGUUAAGCGCCAUAGAAGAUGGGAAAUAGGAAAGGUGAAAGCAGUUCAUUGGACACGAUAUUUGCUUCAAUUCACGUCUAUAGAGAUUCAUUUCCAUGAUUCCAUGCCCCCAAUCUUUCUAAAUUUUGCAUCCCACAAGAGUGCAAAAGAUUUUGGGACUUUAAUAGUUGCUACCAGGAAUGAAUUAUUGUUUCCGAAGGGAACUAGUAGGGACAAGGCUGGGAUGAUUUCAUUUGUCGAUAGACGUGUAGCUUUGGAGAUGGCGGAAACUGCCAGAGAUAGUUGGAGAAGGAGAGAGAUUACUAACUUUGAAUACUUGAUGAUUCUCAACACCCUGGCAGGCAGAUCGUAUAAUGAUUUGACUCAGUAUCCUGUUUUCCCUUGGGUGUUGGCUGACUACUCAUCUGAGUCGCUUGAUUUUAACAAAGCGUCAACAUUCCGUGAUCUUUCCAAACCUGUCGGAGCUCUGGAUUUAAAACGGUUUGAGAUUUUUGAGGACAGAUACCAUAGUUUCUCUGAUCCUGAUAUUCCUAGUUUCUAUUAUGGGUCCCAUUAUUCAAGUAUGGGAAUUGUCCUGUAUUACCUUUUGAGGCUGGAGCCAUUCACAUCACUUCAUCGUAGUCUACAGGGUGGUAAAUUUGAUCAUGCAGAUCGUCUUUUUCAAAGCAUUGAGGGCACAUUUCGGAACUGCCUGUCCAACACAAGUGAUGUAAAAGAAUUAAUCCCUGAAUUCUUCUACAUGCCAGAGUUCCUAGUGAAUUCCAACUGCUACCAUCUUGGAGUGAAACAAGAUGGCGAACCUCUUGGAGAUAUUUGUCUACCUCCAUGGGCUAAGGGUUCUCCAGAGCUGUUCAUUGCUCGUAACAGAGAAGCUCUAGAGAGCGAGUAUGUUAGCUCACAUCUCCAUAAUUGGAUUGAUUUGAUUUUUGGAUACAAACAACGUGGUAAACCAGCCGUUGAGGCAGCAAAUAUCUUUUAUUACCUAACAUAUGAAGGUGCCGUUGAUCUGGAAAAUAUGGAAGACGAGUUGCAAAGAUCAGCUAUUGAAGAUCAGAUUGCUAAUUUUGGUCAAACUCCAAUCCAGAUCUUCCGUAAGAAACAUCCAAGACGAGGACCACCUAUUCCAAUUGCACAUCCCCUGCACUUUGCGCCCGCUUCUAUUAGUUUGACUUCCAUUCUUCCUGCUACAACACAUCCACUAUCAGCAGUUCUAUACAUUGGUUUAGUGGAUUCAAAUAUAGUUCUAGUUAACCAGGGUCUCACCUUAUCAGUGAAGAUCUGGUUGACUACUCAACUUCAGUCCGGUGGAAAUUUUACUUUUUCUGGCUCCCAGGAUCCAUUCUUUGGAGUUGGUUCCGAUGUUCUACCUCCUCGAAACAUUGGAAAUCCAGCAGCAGAUAAUAUUGAACUUGGAUCACAGUGCUUUGCCACAAUGCAAACACCAUCUGAAAAUUUCCUGAUUUCAUGCGGGAACUGGGAGAACAGUUUUGAUGUCAUAUCCUUGGCAGAUGGACGGGUUGUCCAGAGCAUCCGACACCAUAAAGAUGUUGUCAGCUGUGUCGCAGUGACAGCUGAUUCAACCAUCCUUGCAACUGGUAGCUAUGAUACGACUGUAAUGGUGUGGGAGAUUGUCCGUACGAGAACAUCCGAGAAGAGAGUUAAAAAUUCACAUGCGGAGGUACUCCGGAAAGACCAUGUCGUGGCCGAUGCUCCUUCCCAUAUUCUAUGUGGCCACGAUGAUAUUAUCACUUGCUUAUAUGUCAGCGCCGAUCUUGAUAUAGUCAUCAGUGGGUCAAAAGAUGGAACUUGCGUGUUCCACACGUUAAGGGAAGGAAGAUACGUAAGGUCACUGAAACAUCCUUCAGGUGGUGCAGUGUCGAAGCUUGUUGCCUCCCAGCACGGCCGGAUUGUUCUGUAUGGGGAUGAUGAUCUGAGUCUGCACCUAUUCUCCAUUAACGGGAAGCAUCUGGCAAGCUCCGAGUCCAAUGGCCGAAUCAAGUGCCUUGAACUGAGCAAGUGUGGAGAAUUCUUGGCCUGUGCAGGUGACCAAGGACAGGUGGUUGUCUGGUCAAUGAACACACUCGAAGUAGUUAGAAGGUACAACGGUAUCGGGAAAGUAAUCACCUCUCUGACGGUAACUCAAGAAGAAUGCUUCUUGGCUGGGACGAAAGACGGGAACCUUCUGGUUUAUUCUAUAGAGAACCCGCAACUUCGGAAACCCGGCUUACUAUGGAGCUCAAAAUCAAAAUCUGGUGUUGCAGGGUAAGAUCUGAUGCUGAGUUCUGUCUGUAAAUGUUAUUGUCUGGUCCAUAUUUUGGAUGGUGGAGGGGAGGGGAUGAUGCUUGAUAGGGUCAGUAGUAAUGGUGUUUUACUGACAUCCCAAAGAAGAGGGAUGGACACUGGCUUGUACAUGUGCAGUAUACUUGAAAAAGAAUCUUAACUGUUAGAUUAGGGAAGAAGAAAAACUAGAGAAGUGUUGAUUGAUGUAAGAAUACCACAGUGUUUGCAUAGAACAGUCUCUGGAUUUGUCUGAAGAGGUAAAACUGUAUACUAUACUUCAUCAGGAGAGAAAAAAAACAUUCCAAUUAGAGUAGGGCUAAGCUUUUUACUGCCUAUAGUUGUUGAUUUUAUUGUCUGUAUAAUUAAGAUGUCAAUUAUUGCUUUUUCA